Messenger RNA from Solanum stenotomum, 327 nucleotides. RefSeq lists its product as uncharacterized. Lineage: Eukaryota; Viridiplantae; Streptophyta; Magnoliopsida; Solanales; Solanaceae. The record is from RefSeq and is a predicted model, not a curated record. The transcript has a single exon. The coding region runs from base 1 to 327 and encodes 108 amino acids.
AUGACAAUAGAAUUAGAUGCUCUUAUCACCAAUGACACCUGGAAAGUCAUAUCAUUGCCCCCGGGAAAGAAGGCUUUACCCAAUAAAUGGGUUUACAAGGUAAAACUCAACUCUAACGGUUCUGUGGAGAGACUUAAAGCUCGAUUGGUUGUUAGGGGUGAUGUUCAAAAGGAAGGUGUUAAUUUUACUGAAACUUUCAGUCCAGUUGUGAAGAUUACUACUAUAAGGUGUGUUUUGGCAAUCGCUAUUAAGAAAGGGUGGGGUCUUUACCAAUUAGAUGUAAAUAAUGCUUUUUACAUGGCGAGUUGGAUGAAGAAGUUUAUAUGA